Maudiozyma barnettii is the source of this 3675-nucleotide messenger RNA. It is a transcript of the gene KIN2, whose product is annotated as serine/threonine protein kinase KIN2. Lineage: Eukaryota; Fungi; Ascomycota; Saccharomycetes; Saccharomycetales; Saccharomycetaceae. The coding region runs from base 1 to 3675 and encodes 1224 amino acids. The record is from RefSeq and is a predicted model, not a curated record. Gene Ontology annotation, cellular component: cytoplasm. Gene Ontology annotation, molecular function: ATP binding; tau-protein kinase activity; protein serine/threonine kinase activity. The transcript has a single exon. Gene Ontology annotation, biological process: intracellular signal transduction; protein phosphorylation; microtubule cytoskeleton organization.
AUGGAAGAUUAUCAUAUAAAUCCCAAGUUUCAUAUGGGUGGGACCCCUGUACAGAAUCAUCAAAGGAAAUCUUCAUCUUUAUUAGAACAAGAACCUAUAACUCCAAGUUCAGUUGCACCGGCAUCUUUAAGAAUGAUGGGUAAACAACAACAGCAACAACAACAACAGCAGCAGCAGCAGCAACAGCAACAGCAGCAGCAACAGCCAACUCCUCAGAGGACGCCGCAACAACCUUUGUUGCCUCCAGUAAGUAUACCCAAUGGUGGGAAUUCUACCUCACAUAAAAGAAUGAAAUCCGAACCUCAAUCACAAUCACUUAAUCAAACUCCACGUAGAGAAACUUCGUCAACUAAAACCAAUCAAGAGAUUAAACAAUUCCAUAGAAAAUCAUUAGGUGAUUGGGAUUUCUUAGAAACUGUAGGUGCAGGUUCAAUGGGGAAAGUAAAAUUGGCUAAACAUCAUCAAACUAAUGAAGUUUGCGCAAUUAAAAUUGUUAAUAGAGCAACAAAGGCAUUCUUACAUAAAGAACAAUCGUUACCUUCAGCAAAGACAGAUCAAGAAAUCUUAGAAAGACAAAAAAAAUUGGAAAAAGAAAUCUCUAGAGAUAAAAGAACAAUCAGAGAAGCAUCGUUAGGUCAAGUAUUAUAUCAUCCUCAUAUAUGUCGUCUGUUCGAAAUGUGUACAAUGUCUAACCAUUUCUAUAUGUUAUUCGAAUACGUCUCUGGUGGUCAAUUACUUGAUUAUAUCAUUCAACAUGGUUCCUUAAGAGAACAUCAUGCUAGAAAAUUCGCAAGAGGAAUAGCUAGUGCUCUAAAAUAUUUACAUGCAAAUAAUGUUGUUCAUAGAGAUUUGAAGAUUGAAAAUAUUAUGAUUUCAACAUCAGGUGAAAUUAAAAUCAUUGAUUUUGGGCUAUCAAACGUUUAUGAUAAUAAAAAACUAUUACAUACAUUCUGUGGUUCCUUAUAUUUUGCUGCGCCUGAAUUAUUGAAAGCAAUGCCUUAUAUUGGUCCAGAAGUUGAUAUUUGGUCCUUUGGUGUUGUUUUAUAUGUCCUAGUUUGUGGUAAAGUUCCAUUCGAUGAUGAAAAUUCAAGUGUAUUACAUGAAAAGAUUAAACAAGGGAAAGUUGAAUAUCCAAACCAUUUAUCUAUAGAAAUAAUAUCAUUACUAUCCAAAAUGUUAGUAGUAGAUCCAUUAAAGAGAGCUAAAUUGAAACAAGUCAUCGAACAUCCAUGGAUGAAUAGAGGUUACGAUUACUUAACUCCAUCUUAUUUACCAAAGAGAAUACCAAUGACUCCUAACUUAUUAGAUGAUAAUGUUAUUAAGGAAAUGUUUCGUUUGGAAUUUAUCGAUAAUAUUGAGGAUACUAAAACAAUAUUACUCGAUAUUGUUAAUGAAGAAAAAUAUAUGGAAUUAUCUCAUUAUUAUUGGACAAUCGUUUCUGAAUUGAAAAAUAAUAAUAUAAAUAAUAUUAGUGGUUCAAGUUCAACGGUACCAAAUAAUAAUUUUGAAGAUCCAACUGAAGCUUAUCAUCCUUUAUUAUCAAUGUAUUAUUUAGUCUCAGAAAUGAUGGCUCGUAAAUUAGCUAAAUUGCAAAGAAGAAAAGCACAACAACAACAACAACAACAAUUACAAAACAAUUCUGAAAAUAAACAACUUGAAAAUGCAGUUAGUAUUUUAUCCAAUACAUCAAAGAACACUGAAUUAUCAUCUGCGAAUAAUACUAUAAAUUCUACAAUAGAACCACCUGAAAGAAAACAAGAAUAUAUCACUACACAACCAUCUCAUACAACUCCAACUAAUUACAACAACAACGACAACAAUAAUCAAGUUUCUCUAGAUCAACGUAUGGCACCAUUGAAAUCUCCAGUAAAAUCUCCAUUACCAUCUAUACCAAAUGAAAAUGCAAGCAAAAAACCAUUACAAGUAUUGGUACCACCAAAACUUUCAAUUCCGGAACAAGCUCACACUUCUCCAACGACUAGGAAAGCAUCUGAUACACACAAUACAUUCGAUGCAGUAAUGACUCAAAACUCCAGUACUAAAACUAUUGAUUUGGAUAAGGAAGAUAAUGAUAACUUUAAUGAAGGCGCAUACAUGCAACAAUCUAGUGCAUCACCUAUUGAAACAAACAAUAAUGCCGGUUUUGGUGGUAUCUUUAGAAAAUUAUCUCAACGUCGUGCACAACAAAGUGUAUCACCACCAUUACCAACAGUGUCUAUGCAAACUCCACAAUAUCAACCACAGAUCAACGUCACACCCGUUCCCGAAGAUCGUAAUAACAAUAGACAACCAAUCAAGAAGACACAUGCACGUACUGUCUCUGAAUAUGUACCACCUGUGGCCCGUGCCCCAUCUUAUGGUUCUGGUGCCCAUACAGAAUAUAAGACUUCUGUAUUAAAGACUAACCCAGCAAGUACACAUACUGUUAUUACCCCACCACAAAGAUCUGCAUCUCAAAAACACCAAAAUAGAACUGAUUUACCAGCGUUACCAAGUAACGCAGAGACGAUAUUGCAGCAGCAACGUGAAAAACAAAUCGAACAAAAUAUACAAAAGAUGACUCUUAACGACGAAAACGACAUUACUAAAUACGAAGGUAAUAACUCACAAAUUGAUGAAGAAAAUGAUGAAAACAAUCCAUUACCACCUCUUAAUGUCAUUAAAGGUAGAAAAUACCAUCCAAGUGCUAGAGCAAAAUCCGUUGGACAUGCACGUCGUGAAUCACUUAAAUUUAACAGACCUGUAUUACCAAGUUCGAUACCUGCACAAGGUGAAGUUGAUGAUCAUGGGUUCUUAGAGUACAGUGAUGAUAAUAAAUCUGAUAACAUAUCUAAUAGUACACCAAAUAAUAACAGUGUCAUUAGAACAUCAGAGAAAGGUGGUCAAAGUAUCGAUCAUGCAUUAUAUGGUGGGGCUAUUAAUGAACAACCUCAAUUAACAGAUUCUCAAAUUCUUGAGGAGGCUUCGAGAGCUCCAGCUGGAUCUAUGCCAUCUAUUGAUUAUCCUCGUUCUUUGUUCUUGAAAGGUUUCUUCUCCGUACAAACAACAUCUUCGAAGCCAUUGCCUAUUGUUAGAUAUAAAAUUAUCUCUGUCUUGAAGAAUAUGAACAUUGAAUUCAAAGAAGUUAAAGGUGGAUUUAUAUGUGUUCAACGAUCUGCAAUUAGCCCUAUCUCAAGUAAUGGUGAAAAAAUUGAACAAUAUGAUCCAAUAGACGAACAACAACAGCAACAAUUAUUGCAAGUUCCAAACCGCUCAAUUUCAAGACAAAGCUCUCUUAGAAGAAAGACAUCCGUUAAGUACAACCAGGGUAUGGUACCUGGAAGUCCAAUGGAAGGCCCACGCCAUGAAAGGAACAUCUCAAUUGUCGCUUCCCCAACUGUUAAUACAUAUAAUUACAAUAAUUCCCAAGAAAUAUCAUCUGCUUCAAUUGAUGAUAUGGGCCAACAAGAAGAUAUCUUAACAACAUCAAGAAUUCAAGAUUUGAACAAGAUGCCUGAUGGUAGAUCAAUGUCAGGUAGCAAUGGUACCAAGGAAAGACCACCAAUCAAAUUUGAAAUUCACAUUGUGAAGGUUAGAAUUGUUGGUCUAGCAGGUGUUCAUUUCAAGAAAGUGAGUGGUAACACAUGGUUAUACAAAGAACUUGCUUCUCAUAUUCUAAAGGAAUUAAACUUAUAG